AGGAAAAUAGGAAUAUUCCAAUCUCUCUCUCUCUCGCUUUCUUGGGCGGUACGAGAACGCAUUAACACACACUUCUCGCUCUCCCUCUCUCUAAACAAAUUCAAACCCCUUUCUCUCUCAUCAACCUCCAAUCACACACACAAACCCCUAUCUAGGGUUUCAACUGUCACUUCUGAUCUUCAACGCCAGAUCUUACGCCAAAAAUAUUGAUUCAUUUGCGGAAUCGGAGCACAUAGCUUGAUACUUCGAUCACUAGUCAAUCUAUUCGAUGGCGGAAGAGCAGUCGGCGGCGGCCGCGUCGUCGGACAACGGUACUGCGCCGGCGGCGUUAGGGCACUCGGUGAUACCUAUAGUCAACAAGCUACAGGACAUAUUCGCGCAGCUUGGAAGCCAGUCGACGAUCGAGUUGCCACAGGUGGCGGUGGUCGGAAGCCAGAGCAGCGGCAAAUCCAGUGUGUUGGAGGCGCUCGUUGGGCGCGAUUUCUUGCCACGUGGAAAUGAUAUUUGCACGCGUCGCCCGCUCGUGCUUCAGCUCGUGCAGAUGAAGAGGAAGGCUGAUGGAACAGACGAGGAGUGGGGGGAGUUUUUGCAUUUGCCUGGCAAGAGGUUCUUUGAUUUCAAUGAAAUCCGCAAGGAGAUUCAGGCUGAAACAGAUAGAGAAGCCGGAGGGAACAAAGGUGUUUCAGACAAACAGAUUCGUUUGAAGAUUUUCUCCCCAAAUGUGCUUGAUAUUACUCUUGUGGAUCUGCCUGGUUUGACAAAAGUUCCUGUUGGUGAUCAGCCAUCUGAUAUUGAAGCACGGAUUAGAACAAUGAUAAUGUCAUAUAUUAAACUUCAAAGUUGCUUGAUACUGGCUGUGACACCAGCAAAUUCAGAUCUGGCAAAUUCUGACGCACUUCAAAUGGCAGGAAUUGCUGACCCUGAUGGUUAUAGAACUAUUGGUGUAAUUACUAAGUUAGAUAUCAUGGACAGGGGUACUGAUGCUCGCAACUUUCUGCUUGGAAAAGUUAUUCCUCUUCGGCUUGGUUAUGUAGGUGUUGUGAAUCGCAGUCAAGAGGAUAUUCUAUUGAACCGGAGCAUCAAGGAUGCCCUUAUUGCCGAGGAGAAGUUCUUUCGCAGCCGGCCAGUGUAUAGCGAUCUUGCUGAUCGUUGUGGAGUGCCGCAGUUGGCAAAGAAGUUGAACCAGAUUCUGGUACAACAUAUUAAGACAGUUCUCCCGGGGUUGAAGACGCGUAUUAGUGCUGCACUGGUUUCUGUUGCAAAGGAGCAUGCUAGUUAUGGAGAGAUUACUGAAUCAAAGGCUGGCCAGGGAGCACUACUACUAAACAUUCUUUCAAAAUACUCGGAAGCAUUCUCCUCAAUGAUAGACGGAAAGAAUGAAGAAAUGUCAACAUCUGAGCUGUCUGGUGGAGCAAGAAUCCAUUACAUUUUCCAAAAUAUAUUCGUGAAGAGCUUGGAGGAUGUAGAUCCUUGUGAGGAUUUAACUGAUGAUGACAUCCGUACUGCAAUUCAAAAUGCAACUGGUCCCAAGUCUGCCUUAUUUGUGCCAGAAGUUCCAUUUGAAGUUCUCGUUAGAAGACAAAUAGCUCGUUUAUUUGAUCCAAGUCUUCAAUGUGCUAGAUUUAUAUAUGAUGAGCUAAUAAAGAUGAGCCAUCGCUGUAUGGUUAAUGAGCUGCAACGGUUUCCAGUCCUAAGAAAACGCAUGGAUGAGGUCAUUGGAAAUUUUUUGCGGGAAGGUCUAGAUCCUUCAGAGAUAAUGAUUAGGCAUAUUAUUGAAAUGGAGAUGGAUUACAUAAACACUUCUCAUCCAAAUUUUAUUGGCGGGAGUAAAGCUGUAGAGCUUGCAUUACAACAGACCAAGUCGGCCCGGAUGGCCACACCCAUUUCAAGGCAGAAGGACGGAGGAGACUCAGAGAAAGCACUAAAUUCAGAGAGAAGCCUAAAGUCUCGUGCUAUUCUUGCCCGCCAAGUGAAUGGUAUUGUUCCAGAUCAGGGUGUUCGACCUGUUGCGGAAGCUGAGAAAACUGGAGUUCCAGUUAACAAUGCUGGUUCGACUUGGGGAAUAUCUUCAAUUUUUGGCGGCCAUGAUAAUCGUACAUCUGUAAAAGAGAAUUCGACCAGCAAACCAUUUAGUGAACCUGUUCAGAGUAUGGAGCAGGGCAUCUCAAUGAUUCAUCUGAGAGAGCCCCCUAGUGUGUUGAGGCCCUCAGAAACCCACUCAGAUCAAGAGGCGAUUGAGAUUACUGUUACAAAGCUGUUAUUAAGGUCAUAUUAUGAUAUUGUUAGGAAGAACAUUGAGGACUCUGUGCCAAAAGCAAUUAUGCAUUUUCUGGUAAACCAUACCAAACGAGAGCUCCAUAAUGUUUUCAUCAAAAAGCUUUACAGAGACAACUUGUUUGAAGAAAUGCUACAGGAACCAGAUGAGGUAGCCAUGAAGAGGAAGCGUACGCGCGAGACACUUCGUGUCUUGCAGCAAGCAUUCCGAACUUUGGAUGAACUACCACUUGAAGCUGAUACAGUUGAGAGGGGCUACGGCUUGGGUACUGAUACAACAGGCCUACCAAAGAUCCAUGGCCUUCCAACCUCAUCGUUGUAUAACACUAGCAGUGGUUCAGCCGAAGCAUAUGGUGCUUCGCCCAAAAACUCAAAGUCACGGAAGUCAUCGCAUUCGGGGGAGCUGCACUCACCAUAUUAUUCAGAUUUUAAUGGAGGACGUAGUUCUAUGCUGGGUAUUUAUCCAACAAUUGAUACUUAGGCCUGUGAGGAAUGCUGCAGACCAGAAUAUUCAUCGGGAUGACUCCAUACAUGGUAUUCCUGAUUGAUGAAGAAUCGUCUUUUGUGGAUCAGUGCGGUGAAGGGUCAGCAUUCUAAUUAAACGGAGAAUGGUGAAAUUGACUUUAUAGGUUUCCCUAUUCAUACAGCAUAUUCUUUUUUUUUCUUUUCCCCUAAUACGGUUAGUUAUAAAAUGGCUUGAUUAAAAUAGCUCCAAUAAGAAAUAGGAGCCACUGCUUCCUAACUUCAGAGUGUGCUGUGACCCUUUUCCCCAUUUUUGUUCGCAGUAGCAGAUGUAUCAAAGCUAUUUGGACAACUCUAGUUCCUUAAACAGUUGUUUUGUCUACCCCAAAUGUUGAAUUUGACAAGGGUUUAAAACUGCAGUUUUUCUGAUAAGCUUCAAUGGAAGACAUCUGUAUAGAAAGCA
Sesamum indicum (sesame) is the source of this 3199-nucleotide messenger RNA. RefSeq names its product dynamin-related protein 3A. Gene Ontology annotation, molecular function: GTPase activity; microtubule binding; GTP binding. NCBI's taxonomy places the organism in Eukaryota, Viridiplantae, Streptophyta, Magnoliopsida, Lamiales, Pedaliaceae. Gene Ontology annotation, cellular component: cytoplasm; membrane; microtubule. The record is from RefSeq and is a predicted model, not a curated record.